AUUCGCCGGCGACAGCCCUGCAAGGGGAGGGCGACGUGAGGGGGCCUGACCGGGGCUCGGCGCAGGUGCAGUGGGCGCGGGUCCUGCCGGGCGCAGGCGUAGUGAGUGCAAGCGGCGGCAGCCAUGGACGACGAGGAGGAGACGUACCGGCUGUGGAAGAUCCGCAAGACCAUCAUGCAGCUGUGCCACGAUCGUGGCUACCUGGUGACCCAGGACGAGCUGGACCAGACGCUGGAGGAGUUCAAGGCCCAGUUUGGGGACAAGCCCAGUGAAGGGCGGCCUCGGCGCACAGACCUCACGGUGCUGGUGGCCCACAACGACGACCCCACUGACCAGAUGUUCGUCUUCUUCCCAGAGGAGCCCAAGGUGGGCAUCAAGACCAUCAAGGUGUACUGCCAGCGGAUGCAGGAGGAGAACAUCACGCGGGCCCUCAUCGUGGUACAGCAGGGCAUGACGCCCUCCGCCAAGCAGUCGCUGGUCGACAUGGCCCCCAAGUACGUCCUGGAGCAGUUUCUGCAGCAGGAGCUGCUCAUCAACAUCACGGAGCAUGAGCUGGUCCCAGAGCACGUUGUCAUGACCAAGGAGGAGGUGACGGAGUUGCUGGCCCGGUAUAAACUCCGAGAGAACCAGCUGCCCAGGAUCCAGGCGGGAGACCCCGUGGCACGUUACUUUGGGAUAAAGCGAGGGCAGGUGGUGAAGAUCAUCCGGCCCAGCGAGACCGCAGGCAGGUACAUCACCUACCGGCUGGUACAGUAGCAGCCCGACGGACAGAUGAGGCGAGAGGGCGCCGAGGGCCUGGUGUGGGCGGCCGUCCCAGCCCUGUGAGUGAGCCCCGCCUGUUACGUGCUCUGGAGGGAGCUCACUGCUGGCCGCCCCCUCUCUCUCGGCAAGUCCCUCGGGGGACGGAAAGGUGGGCUGUGACGACCCACCAGGCCGGGAGCGUGGUGGCCGGCUGCCCGGGGGCGUCCGCUCCUCCUGGGAACCUCGCCUCUGCUCCCCUGGGCCCCAGGGUGGCCCGCCUUGGGCCUGCCUUUCCUGGCCUGAGGGUCCCUGUGGCCUCUCCUGGGCUCCUGGACGCUGAGCCCCACCCUGGGUCCCACCGGACGGUGCCUUGGGAGGGGCCAGGAUACUGCAGGGCGGCCCCCAGCUCCUCCCGGCCUUCCCGCCGUGUCCCCCCACGGUGGCCCCGAUACUGCCUGUCUGGGCGCUCCGAGGGCAGCGGGGAGUGAGACCGAUUGCUACGGAAUGCUGCGUGUCUUACAGAAUUAAACAUAUCUUGAGUAAAUAAGCUAAAUUCUCUGAAAGACCAAGGUGGAAUGUCUACCCGGUUUGCUGUGAGCAGCCUUGCUCGGGCUUCUGGCCCCUCAACGGGGUCUCGGCCCACUUCCCCCUGGUGGAGCUGUGAGGGAGGGGCUCCAGUGCCGCCUUCAGCUUUGCUUCUUGGUGCUUUUCUUGCAUAGAAGUUUGGAUCAAAGUACCCCCUCUCCCCUCUACUAAUUUCAGAGGCCUCCUACCCAGGCUAAGCUCAGUUGUCUGUGUUUUUGUUUAAUAGCUUCAUUGAAGUAGGAUUUACAUAGCAUAGGGUCCACCCAUUUAAAGUGUACGGUUCUGUGAUUCUUAGUGUGUGCACAAUCGGGCACCCGUCGCCACAGUCAAGUUUGGAACAUUCCACCCUCCUAAAAAGAAAGC
This is a messenger RNA of Kogia breviceps (pygmy sperm whale), 1689 nucleotides long. It is a transcript of the gene POLR2E, whose product is annotated as RNA polymerase II, I and III subunit E. The record is from RefSeq and is a predicted model, not a curated record. Gene Ontology annotation, biological process: DNA-templated transcription. Gene Ontology annotation, cellular component: RNA polymerase III complex; RNA polymerase II, core complex; RNA polymerase I complex. Gene Ontology annotation, molecular function: DNA binding. Lineage: Eukaryota; Metazoa; Chordata; Mammalia; Artiodactyla; Physeteridae.